AUGUCCCCCGCCUCAAUCCAAAACGACCAAGAAACCGACUCCGACUCCGACGUCGAGUUCGAGGAUGUCCCAAUCUCCCACCCAGCCGGAUCUAGAAAUAGGGGAGACAUAGAAAUCCCAAUAAUCAUCCGCUCAACCCCGCAACCACAAUGGACCCCAACUUUAUCACUCCCUCGACAGCGAAGCCAACCCAUCCCCUCGGGCUCCGAAGAAGAAACCCAGCUCCGAGGCCAAAUCAGCACAGGUAUAGAGAGAGUCACGUACCGAAAAAUGAAAUCUGACAUGGGCAUGGACGCACCGGAUACACCCGCUUCGGAACGCAAAUACGAUAGCUACCAAGACCUUGCUGCGGAUGUUGAGAAUCUUAUUGAUACGCUUUGGGCGUCGGCCACACCGGCAAUCCAAACCGAAGCCCUCAUAACCCUGGCAGGCCUGACCCAAACCUCCCUUCCAGCCUUCCCCUUCGAUGCCCCACCAACCCUAAACAUCUUUCACAAGCUCGACUCCGUCUUCGCAGCACUGUGUACAAGCACGCACCCACUCACUGGCGCCGUUCUGCCUGGCGCACAGCCGGGCCAGUCUCUCGUGACGGAGACGCAGAAAGUGCGAAUUCGGAGUUUGGCGGAGAGGACUAGAUAUCAAGUUUUUUCUUGUUUGACAAAGUCGAAUGAGAGAGGUAAUGCUGCUAAUGGUUAUGGGGGUGGGGAUGACGAAGACGAGAAUAGUGGCGAUGAGGUCGAUGACCCGUGGAUGUUGGAGGCUACGCGGGUAUAUGAGAAGAGUCUUAUGUUACUUGCGGAGCAGGAUCCUGAGGUGGAGGCCGGGAUGGAUGAGUUUAACUGUUUGUAA
Molecule: messenger RNA, 849 nt
Organism: Penicillium hordei
Lineage: Eukaryota; Fungi; Ascomycota; Eurotiomycetes; Eurotiales; Aspergillaceae
Product: general transcription factor IIH subunit TFB6 family
Exons: 2
Coding region: 1-849 (282 amino acids)
Cellular component (GO): transcription factor TFIIH holo complex
Source: RefSeq, a predicted model, not a curated record